AUGGUUUGUAGGUGUACGAUUUGCGCCGAAUGGCUACACUCGAUUCAGCAAGCAGAACAACACGUUUCCAUCGAACAUGGUAUAGAAGAAGGUUCGCAAAAGAAAUUCUACUACGUUAUCAAUUCUGGUGAACUAUUACCAGACGAUAGUCGCCUACACAAAGGACAGUUGCCUAUAUACCUUGUUGAACAAUACUUGUUGCUUCAUCAGUUGACCCAAAAACUAGAAACUCAAACAGAAAAGACCAAAACCCAGAGCUAA
Lodderomyces elongisporus is the source of this 261-nucleotide messenger RNA. RefSeq lists its product as uncharacterized. The record is from RefSeq and is a predicted model, not a curated record. The coding region runs from base 1 to 261 and encodes 86 amino acids. The transcript has a single exon. Lineage: Eukaryota; Fungi; Ascomycota; Pichiomycetes; Serinales; Debaryomycetaceae.